AGUCCUUUCGCUGAAGAGUUCAGCCGUCGUGUUGUCGCCUUGCUCCUUUUGGUUGUCGCCGUCGUUGCCGUUGUCGCUCUGCUCUAUUGUUGCCACCAAGACAAGAAACGCAAGAAGUUCAAAAAUGCCACGAAAAAAAUUAUGUGGAGCGUGAAUGUGGCACUCAUUUAGCGUUAGCAACUUUUGACCCCGUGCGCAAUCAGGUCACCAUUGUUCCACUGUAAACAGUGGUAACCCGAAAUAAAAAAUAAAGCAAAUGUGCUGGUGAUUUGUGAUUGAAAAUGCGUAAUCCUCGUUCCGUUGUCAUCGUGUUUCACCGCGUAACCUGAACCUUGAGUAAACACACACACAGUCGCAAGUCGACCACACACACACACACACACACUCACAGACGUAAAAGGGGAGCACGCAACUCUACGUCACAAGAGCCUCAAAAAGGAUGGGGUACAAAGUGGGUCCCACACCACAGCACCUGAGAAAUAUAUUGUAGCUCAACUACAUUUAAUUGAUCUCCAAAAAAAGGGGGCGAGAAAUCUUUCCACUAAAAAAUCGUUUCGUGCUUGGCACAAGAAGUGGCUCUUUUCUAGCCCACUCACUCACUCCUUCUUCGGGUGGUCCUUUGCCGCAUAAUUUCGAUUGGAGCUGGCAUUCUCUCUCUCUGUUCCCUUCCCUUCCCAACACCCCUUGCUCCUACGGCUCUGUGUACGUGUGAGUUUCCCGUCUCGAAGUGUGAGAGUUUGGAGGGAGUGGGGUUCUUGCUUGCAUGUGCACGGCCUGUUUCCAGUAUUUGUGUGCUGGUGCUUGUGUGAGUGAAAGCGUGCCAAAUGAAUUGAAAAUUACAUGUGGCUCCGCUCAGUCUCCCCCUCCCCCUUACCCCGCUCAACCCACAAAUGCAUCGAAGGAGUUUUAUUAUUUAAACGCGACUGGUUGGGCUCAUUGGUGCCGUGCCGCGUGUUUCCGUUUCGUAACACUCGAGGUUACAUAAAAAUAACCAUCGUCACCUUUCUGGGCUUCAAAAAAAAAAAAACAUAUAGCACGCAUUAACGGGCAAAGCGCGGCCUAACGGUAUUUUAAAACUCGCACACACGCACGCACUCACCGCACACACUCUCUUACAGCUCUUGUGAACUGCACGUGGCAAGGAUAUAACAAGGAUAACAAAAAGAGAGCGAGAGAGCGCGAGAAAUAGCCAAAGCAAAGCAAAGUGAAAAAAUAAAAACAAAACUGUCCGUCCAGCAUUCUUUUUUUUACUACAAGACAUUUAAAGAAUGUAAAUGUAAAGUGAGUCGAAAACAGCGGAGAGAGAGACCUCAAAAACUGGCCAUUGGCAGGCCAAACAAACACACAGGAUACGACACACACAAGCACACACUGACACACGCUCACUUACACACGCACGUAUAUCCUGCUUUGCCGCAGUCAUAAAAUAAUCAAGAAGCAGCUAAAUCAGGCGAAAGCUAAAGGACUGCAACGUGCUGAUGUUGACGAAACAUCUCCAUUGGGACGAAUAAAGCAAUUAGCAAAGGUUUUGAUGCCGAACCUCCCCCCUCACACUGCCAGGAUAAAAAGGAUUUAAGGAUGCAGGAUAAUGCGUGGGACUCCGUGGAGUAUUUAGGUAUUUAGGCCUAAUCGAGAGUGAGAGACGCUGAUGGUGACGAUGCCAAGCACAAAAAUGCAGGAGCCUCCCUGCAAAAGUCGGCAAUGUGCGAGAUAACGGGACACCGGACAGCCAGGCAACCAAAGAAAAAGAAGCAAAAGCAAAAGCAGAAGCGAAAGCAAAAGCAAAAGCAAACGAAACGAGAAAUCGAACUCUCCCUGUGAUAUAACUUGCACCGUAAUCGUAAUCUAGCUCUUAGUUAUCGUUAUCGGAUUAAUAAUCGCCGCAAUUGUAAGCUAAGUUUAAACAGCACUACUAAUCGCCGCUCUGCUCCGCCGCCGCCACCGCCAGACCUGCGCCUAAAAAUAAAGGAAAUCAAAAAUCAAGAAGAUAUAUAUUAUAUAUACAGUAGACUAAACCCGACCAAAAUCGAGCUAAAUAAUGGGAGACGAACAGGACAAGCGCACCGGCAAGGAGAAGCUGCUGUUCUACACCACCGCCUUCUUCAUCCUGCUGGGGACCUUCAGCCUGUUCGCCUUCCUGUUCCUGGUGCCCUUCGUUAUUGAGCCCGCCUUCACCACGAUCUUCAUGCAGUUCGAGGAGGUGCCGGCGCUCUGCGAAACGUACGACACGGAGAUCUACUACGGGGCCAAGAACUGCUCGUGGUCGUCCUGCCGCGAGGGCUGCACCAAGGACAUCUACACCUGCACCCAGAUCCGGGUGAACUACCGCCUCAAUCUGUACAAUUACACAGAUGAGUUCAACUUCACGGAGUACCACAUCAACCUGAAGGAGUCGGAGCGCAUCCUGCCGCCAGUCAAGCGAACGGAUCGAUACGAGCGGGCGCUGAGAAGCGACUACGAGUACGAUAACCUGGGCGGCGGCACGGGGGGAUUCGAUAUCGAUCUGAGUGGCGGGCGACUGGAGCAGCUGAACUUCGGGGAUGCCGACGGCUCCAAUGGCUACCUCAUCGAGGACUCGGAGGACACGCGGGGAUUAAGUGCCUCGGGCACCCUCAUUCCGGAUGAGCGGAGACCCUUCGACGAGAUCUCCGAGCUGAAUGAGGGCCUGAUGGGCAAUCGCUCCAUGUACUACUAUGUGGGAGCCCGGCUCUUUCCGAACGUCAAGGGAUGUGGCUAUCCACCCAUGCUCAACUGCACCAUCUGGCUGAAGCGGUACACCAAGAUCGGCAUGAAGUUCCCCUGCUACUACUCGCGAGUGGAUCCCAGCCUGGUAAUCAGCGACCUGGACUACUGGCAGAACACGCUAAACCUGGUCUACUCGAUGGCCAUUCCCAUACCCUCGUUCAUCAUCUCGGUGAUCUACUUGACGUACGCCUACUUCAAGAUCUACAACGAGGACGAGGAGACGGCGCCGCUGGACAAGAACGCCGAGGACAUGGACAUCGACGACAUCGAUGCGGUGGACGACAGUGAUGGCGCCGUGCUGGCGGACAACGUGGCCGGCAGCCAGAUCAUCAACAUGGACUCCACCACGAACGACAGUUGUCUGGAGGGUGUUCUGCCGAACGGAGGUCCCGGCAUGACCGCCUCCAUAUCGCAGGGUGGAUCGGUGACCACGCCGGGUCCCUACAUUGCACAGAGUCCGGCGGGAUCGCAGAUGACGCCCAACUCGGAGAUCAACUCGUUCGGCCACCAGCUAAAGGUCCAGAUGGCCGACGAGCUGUCCAGGGACUCGCUGGAAAACGGAGUUAUCUCCACGUCCAACUCAGUGCAAGGAAACUUGAGCAAGACGAUGACGACGAGUAUCUCAACUCCUCCUGGGCCGACGGCGGCAGUCUGAAACGUCAGGCGCAUGGUCUGGAAAAUGUUAGAUUCCGAUUCGGAAAAUGAGCCGCUGCUGGACUCGUAGGCCGCCGAGCGGACAACGGACCAUGGAGCAGGCGGAGAUCUUCGGAGCAGAGAGCCAACCCAAAACAAAACAAAAAAAAAAAAAAGGAAUCCAAAACCGAAAAGCGAUAACCCCAAGUAUUUCUACCCGAAACAAUCGACAACAACGCAGAGAAUGCGACCGAACCUGAAUACCUUCAGAGCUGUUAGCGGCACCUAAAAGAACUAUGAUAGAUUAUAUUUACCUUAUGAACUAGCUACUCAGACACACCCACACUCACCCACAUAAAGCACGCUAGAUAACCGGAGUAACUCCGGACUGCCACACCCACUCAAAAUUGCAACACGGGCAUUAGUAUCUGCACAGUAUCUGAUAUCUGGAGGAUGGACGGAUAAUGCCACAUCUUAGGCGAUUGGUACAAAUACAAUAAACAUAGGCCGCAAAACUCGAGCAUGGAGUGCUAUUCAUAUACCUAGAGGAAAACUAUAAUACUUAUACACGCAUAUACAAAUAUUUACUUGAAUUAUUUUUCUAUUCGCAACAAUCGUCGUCGUCUCGAGGCAGUAACACAACAACUACACACUACCCAUGCCCAAAAAAGAAAAAAACAACAAAAAUCCAAAUAAAGCAAAUAAAAGCAAAACAAACGAAGCGCGCAACUUAUUUACAAAUCGAUAAAUCGAGGCGCUGAGGUUUUUUAAAUAUUGUAAUGCCCAUUCAAGUGCUGCAAACCGUAAAACACAUGCGAGAAACACUCGACACCAAAAACAGAAUUAAAUUUAACGACCGAACGCAUCGUGUACUUAAUUUAAACGUAAUGAUAAACGAAAGCAAGUCGAAUGCCUAUAUUUGAAGUAAAUUAAAUUAAAUUAAAAUUAAAUUACCGUAAAUUAACUAACAAUUGUUAUCCUUCAAAUUAAUGCGGAUAAAAACUCACAGCUUUAACUAACUGAAACGGAGGCAUAAGAUUUUUCUUCUACAUAUUUAUUUUAUUAAGAUUAUUAACGGAUAAUGAAUAUUUAUAGGUCCUACAAAUGGUUCAAGCUAUUCAAUUAAAACUUACAAAUAAAAUAUUGCAUUAAAUCUUAAUAAUUUAGGUCUGAAAUUAAAUAUAAAAUAACGUUUCCUUUUUAUAUUACAAACAAAACCGAAAACCAAGACAUUUCUAAAAUCGAAGGCGAAUAAUCUCAAAAUUCGAUGCCUAGGCAUAUAGAAGCAUCCGCAUCAGCAUCCGCAUCCGCAUCAAUAAACUGCACUUUUGCGCAUAAUGUAUCAAUGAUAGGCGGCAAAGAACUACACAGAAAAUCGUUUGUUUUUAACGACAGUUGGAGAUAGUUAACGAGAAUCAAGCAAUGACAAGCGAAACAGAAGCGCAACUAUUAGCUAAUAUCAUGUAAAACAGACAAACAAAUAACAAAAUGCUACUAGAAUUGAAACCAAAUACAUGAAAAUCUCGAAAUAAAUACGCAUUUAGCAGCCUAAAAAA
Drosophila ficusphila is the source of this 4934-nucleotide messenger RNA. RefSeq names its product protein tipE (gene tipE). The record is from RefSeq and is a predicted model, not a curated record. The transcript has 2 exons. The coding region runs from base 2039 to 3400 and encodes 453 amino acids. NCBI's taxonomy places the organism in Eukaryota, Metazoa, Arthropoda, Insecta, Diptera, Drosophilidae. Gene Ontology annotation, biological process: regulation of sodium ion transport. Gene Ontology annotation, molecular function: sodium channel regulator activity.